UUUAAAAGGAGGAAAGAACAGAGAUGAAUAAGCACGAUAAACAGAAGCGAAGCGAUGUCGAAUUUGCCUCAAUCUCUCUCUAUGAACGCGGCUUUUGGUGGUGGCGCUCCUCCUCCUCCUCCUGGUGGCUCCGCCCAGGGCUCCUCCGCCACCAAGGAUCGCAAGAUGGCCUCUGCGGAGCAGCUUGUCCUCGAGCUCAGCAACCCUGAACUCCGUGAAAACGCUCUUCUCGAGCUCUCUAAGAAGAGAGAGCUAUUUCAAGAUCUUGCUCCAUUGUUAUGGAAUUCUUUUGGUACUAUUGCUGCACUUUUGCAGGAAAUAGUUUCAAUAUACCCUGUUCUUUCACCACCAAAUCUUACUCCAGCACAAUCAAAUCGAGUGUGUAAUGCACUUGCUCUUCUUCAGUGUGUAGCAUCUCACCCUGAUACAAGGAUGCUAUUCCUCAAUGCUCAUAUACCUCUAUAUCUGUAUCCGUUCCUCAAUACCACAAGCAAGUCAAGACCAUUUGAGUACUUGAGGCUUACCAGUCUUGGUGUCAUUGGUGCCUUGGUGAAGGUUGAUGAUACGGAAGUCAUAAGUUUCCUUCUUUCAACAGAGAUAAUUCCUCUGUGCCUACGCACCAUGGAAAUGGGCAGUGAAUUGUCAAAAACAGUCGCCACAUUUAUAGUUCAAAAAAUUCUCUUAGAUGAUGUUGGCUUGGAUUACAUAUGUACCACAGCAGAGCGUUUUUUUGCAGUAGGUCGAGUUUUAGCGAGCAUGGUGGGAGCUCUGGCUGAGCAACCCUCAUCUCGUCUGCUGAAGCAUAUUAUCCGAUGCUAUCUUCGCUUAUCUGAUAACCCGAGGGCAUGUGAUGCACUUAGAAGCUGUCUUCCGGAGAUGUUAAGAGAUGCUACUUUCAGCAGUUGUCUUCGUGAAGACCCCACAACUAGGAGGUGGCUACAACAAUUGCUUCACAAUGUUGGAGGGAAUCGGGUUCCUGCACUACAAGCUGGAGGAGGUUUUGAUCAUAUGAUGUGACCUGGGAUCUUGCCUCGUUGUGGGACUUGCUAUCAUCCCUUCUGGUCCCGUUUAUAUCUUUAUUUCGUGAAACUUCAACUUGGUUGUUCAGAGAGAGAUAAUGGUUAUAAUUCUUGGUACAUUGAAACUUUAAAGACAUUUUCCUAUAUUCUAAUAAGUAUCCAAUUCGGUAGUACAUUUUACUCCUUUUCCGUUCAAGCUUAUACAUAUUAAGGUGGUUUUUACUAUGUUAGGAGAGAGUCUCCUAUUGUGACAAAAACUCAAGAAUGAGCAAGAAAUUGAACUGAUAUUAUUUCUGAUAUCCUUCUCAAAGUGAAGUACAAACUCUUUAUAGGAACC
Gastrolobium bilobum is the source of this 1356-nucleotide messenger RNA. RefSeq lists its product as uncharacterized. Gene Ontology annotation, cellular component: CCR4-NOT core complex; CCR4-NOT complex; P-body. NCBI's taxonomy places the organism in Eukaryota, Viridiplantae, Streptophyta, Magnoliopsida, Fabales, Fabaceae. The record is from RefSeq and is a predicted model, not a curated record. The coding region runs from base 55 to 1017 and encodes 320 amino acids. Gene Ontology annotation, biological process: mRNA catabolic process; negative regulation of translation. The transcript is spliced from 9 exons.